AUGAAUUGGAUUGCAGAGAUCCUUCGGUCGAAAAGUGUAAGGGUGAUUGUUUAUCUGGACGACUUUCUUUUGGCCUCGCAAGACCGAGCCAAAUUAACAUCUCAAAUUCCCGAGGAACUAAAUUUUCUGAGAUCCUUGGGCUGGCAAAUCAAAGCACAGAAAUGCAUUUUGGAGCCUUGCCAGGAGAUCGAAUUUCUAGACCUUGUGUGGAAUACUCACCUCAAUCUUGUACGUCUACCAAACGACAAGGUAAUUUCCAUCUCAGAGACUCUAGACAGAGUCAUAAAGGACAAGAGUUGUACUUUCCAACAACUUCAGAGCGUACUGGGAUCGCUGAACUUCGCUUGCUUUGCCAUUCAUCGGGGUCGGCUGCACUGCCGUUAUCUCCAGUUGUUUCAGAGAGAAUUCCGACAGGGCAGACAGCGAGAAAGGCGCAGUGUCCAACAUCGAGUAAUGGACGAAUUGGUUUGGUGGAAGGAAGCUCUUUCAACCACUACUCCACUACAUAAGCGCCCAGUCACCCAUUAUCUGACUACGGAUGCUGCGGACGCUGGCUGGGGAGCUCAAGUAAACAAUAUUCACACAUCAGGGUCGUGGACAGCACGCCAGAGAUCAUGGCACUCCAACAAAAAGGAACUGUACGCAGUCUACGCGUCAUUACAAGAGUUUCCCCAAGAACUUCGAAAUGCACAUAUUCUCGUUCAAUCGGACAAUCGUACCCUGGUCGCUUAUAUCAACAAAGAGGGCGGGACUCGUUCGAUAGAGCUUCUCGAUUUGACGUUUCAUGUGUUACAACUAGACGACUCGAUGAAUGUAACUUUAACAGCUGCUUAUCUCCCAGGAAGAUACAAUGGUAUAGCAGACCGUCUCUCCAGAAAGAAACCAAUACCCGAAUGGCAUCUAUUGAUAGAGACGAGGAACAAGAUUUUCAAAAAGUGGGGUACUCCGGAGAUAGAUCUGUUCGCUUCGAAGAGAUCUAUGGUAGUGGACCGUUAUGUGUCUUUGAAUCCCAAGGAUCAUCGAGCACUUUUUAUCGACGCAUUCAGCAAGACAUGGAAAUUCAAACUGGUAUGGGUCUUUCCUCCCCCGAGCUUGAUUCCGAGAGUUUUGGCACAUCUCAACAAAUGCCAAGGCAACUACGUGAUAAUUGCACCCAUGUGGAACCAAACGUUUUGGAUGUCGAAUCUAAUGAACCGGAGCAAAGAACCACCAAUGGAAAUAACAGACUUGAACAAAGUCUUGAUCGAUCUGUCAACGGGAUAA
This is a messenger RNA of Phymastichus coffea, 1263 nucleotides long. RefSeq lists its product as uncharacterized. Bases 1 to 1263 code for a protein of 420 amino acids. The record is from RefSeq and is a predicted model, not a curated record. The transcript has a single exon. Lineage: Eukaryota; Metazoa; Arthropoda; Insecta; Hymenoptera; Eulophidae. Gene Ontology annotation, molecular function: nucleic acid binding.